AUGAUCUUCCACAUCGCGCUCACCUGUUUGGUGUUACAUGGACAGGUAAAUGCCCAGCUGGGGCUAGGUUCUAUUCUGGGAGGAGGAGGAGGUCAAUCAGGCGGUGGUGGCUUACUAAGUUCUCUUCCAACUAAACAACUCACGGAUUCCUUGACCGGAGGUGGUCAAUCAGGCGGUGGUCUUCUGGGCUCUCUUCCAACAAAACAACUAACAGAUUCCCUCACCGGGGGUGGUGUUCUCGACUCUUUGCCGACCAAGCAAGUCACGGAUUCCCUCACCGGAAAUGGUCUACUGGGUUCUCUUCCGACCAAACAAGUUACAGAUUCACUUUCCGGGGCAACAGGGGGCACUUUGGACAAUGUUCCAGUUGUAGGGAACAAUGAUCGUAAUAAUGACGAAAACACGGAACGCAGAUCGUCUGAGUCAAAUGUUGAGAGAAGACCCAAUCAGUCUGCAUCGUCUGCAUCUACAGGAUCUAGUAACCAAAACAUCGAAACCGUCAAAAACGUUACAUCCAUUGAGCCAGUGAGCGAGUCGACUUCUGGUAUUGAAUUGGACCUUCUAAAGUUAAAAACCCCAUCAAAGGAAACUGUCCAAGAACUGACAAAAAGUGAACGUAAAGUUUUGAACCAAAUCAGUGCAAAUGGGUCAACGGACACUACAGAGACGAUUGAAGAGGUAUCGUCUACUCAACCAAUCACUGAAACGCUAUCGGCCCUUGAAAUAGCCCUCCUUAGUUUGAAAACUCCGUCCAAGAAAACGAAGAAAGAAUCGAGUUUUAGCAGCAGCAGUACGGUAAGGCAAGGCGGUGAUUCACAGUCAAACGGAACACCAGCACCGGCGACGGAAUCUAAGUCAAGCAGUCGUGACACAAUUAUACGGGACAGGACUUCACAGGCAAACGCAGAAUCCCGAACACAGGGUCCUGGUUCUCCUGCCGUGAACCAACCAUCCACCACUACCGAACCUGUAACCACUGCAUCAACCCCAACAACAACAACAACCGAAAGCGUACAAACCCAGAAUCCUCAGCAGACAACAACAUUCCAACCGGAAGUAGUCCAGGAUCUUCAACAAGGGACAACAACCCCAGACCCAGUAUCCCGCUUAGCCCAGAUUCUAGAACCGAGUGCAACUACCCCAGACCCUGUAUCCCGCUUAGCCAAGAUUCUAGAAGGGAGGGCAACUACCCCAGAGUCAGUGACUAGUUCAGCCGGAAAUGUCCAGUCUGUUGCGACUACUCCAGUACCACUUACUACACCAGUACCAGUAGGAAGCUUGAUCCAGACUGUCCAGCAGGCAGCAACUAACCCAGGAUCAGCGACUGGAUUAGCUCAGGAUCUACAGUCUGCCUUACCAGUAACGACGCCUGCCGCAGUGGCUGACGUGGUCCAGAAUCUUCAGCAAGCUGCAACAACACCGAGUUCGGUAUCAGGUUUGGUUUCGACUAUCCAGCAGGCAGCAACUAGCCCGGGCUCAGUGGCAGGAUUAGCCGGGAACCUUCAGUCUGUCGUAACGACACCGGUACCACUGACUACCCCUGCAGCAGUAGGCGACUUGGUCUCGACUCUUAGGCAGGCAGCGACGACACCGAGGUCAGUAUCUGGCUUAGUCCAGACUAUCCGGGGGGCGGCGAAUAACCCAGGAUCAGUGGCUGGUUUAGCCCAGUCUGCCUUACCAGUAACGACGCCUUCCGCAGUGGCUGACUUAGUUCAGAAUCUUCAGCAAGCUGCAACAACACCGAGUUCGGUAUCUGGUUUGGUCUCGACUCUUCAACAAGCGGCAAAUACCGGUAAUCUAGGAUCGUUGGCUGGUUCAGCACCAAAUCUGCAAUCUUCAGUAACUACGGCAGUUCCAUUGACUACCCCAGGGUCAGUAUCUGGAUUGGUCCAAAAUCUCCAACAAGCGGCGAAUAACCCUGGAUCAGUCGCUGGUUUAGCCCAGAAUCUUCAGUCCGUCGUAACAACUCCCUUACCAUUGACGACUCCGGGAGCAGUGAGUAACUUGCUUCAGAACCUCCAGUCAGCAGCCACUACACCAGAGGCAUUAAAUGCAGCAAAUUUACCUGGUGUUCUUCAGAAUCAACCGGGGCCAAACCAACAGAAUUUGCCAACAACCACCCCAGGCGGCGUCAUAUAA
Messenger RNA from Magallana angulata, 2139 nucleotides. Its product is annotated as mucin-5AC-like. The record is from RefSeq and is a predicted model, not a curated record. The transcript has a single exon. The coding region runs from base 1 to 2139 and encodes 712 amino acids. NCBI's taxonomy places the organism in Eukaryota, Metazoa, Mollusca, Bivalvia, Ostreida, Ostreidae.